This is a messenger RNA of Perkinsus marinus ATCC 50983, 363 nucleotides long. RefSeq lists its product as hypothetical. The coding region runs from base 1 to 363 and encodes 120 amino acids. The record is from RefSeq and is a predicted model, not a curated record. The transcript is spliced from 3 exons. Lineage: Eukaryota; Perkinsozoa; Perkinsida; Perkinsidae.
AUGGCAGUAACAGCUCCUAUCAAGAAGGCCGCUGAGGCGCCGGUGACUCCUGUGAAGAAAACAACCGCUCCAGUUGAAGUACAGUCGACGGGAGCUACUGAGAAGAAGGAAGAGGUUUCUCCACUUGUGGAGAAGACGACUGACAUCCCCACCACGCAGGAGGAGACUACAGUGAACCCCUCGAAGAGGUAUAGGCGUGUUCAGAGGAAUAGGGAUGAGAAGGAUCCAGUGGCUCUCGCUCAUGAGGUUCGCAUUACUGUUUCGGGUGGUGUUGGAUUGUUCGUUAAGGAAGGCGUUCGUAAGCUAUUGGAUGUCACUGAGGGCGUCCCUGAGAUUAAAGUCCGGCCAUUGCUAAAGCUGUGA